CCGCUUUCCAUGCCUCCUCCAUGCAGAGCGCCUCGCGGCCUUAAUCGACGACGGAGUCUCCCAGAUUUGAAUACAUGACAUCCACUGACUACGGGCUAGACACUUCCAUCCGAAAUACUCGUCCCUGCCGAGUCUGUUCCGAUUGUAUAGCCUUCUUGGAACCGUAUAAGAACCUCUGGACCAGAAUUUACCAAAAUACUCUACGCAGUCUUCGCCGUUGCUGUUGCCGUUGCUGUUGUCCUGCUUGGAAUGCUAGACAAUCGCAUGAUCAUGAAACUUGUUAGCAUAUUCGGUCUCAAUUCUCCUUCAGAUACGCCACAGUCAAUAUCUACCACGCGUCGGGCUCGACCCGCUACCCAAUAUUCCUCAGCGCCAUCGAACCUGAAGCUGCCUUCAACUGGUGUGCAGGAAGACGGAGAACCAGAAGCUUACUAUCCUCCGCUCACCGCUCCACCGGAACCCGUGGGGUCAUCAGUAGCGCCCUUUCAAAGAAGGGAACGCAUUUUGUUUUACAACAAAAAUGAACCUUACUACGAAUUCACGAAUUUCUCGCCGCACGACGUUGUCUACGCUGGGAAGAGAUACCCAACCAGCGAGCAUCUUUUUCAAUCUUUCAAAUUUUUGGACUCCCAGCCAGCCAUCGCGGAGCACAUCCGCAAGUGUGGGGACAGGCCAAGCGCCGUGUUCGACGAAGCUCAUCGUCACCAGAAAUGGGUUCGAUCCGAUUGGAGACAAGUAAACGUUGAGAAGAUGGAAGUCACACUUCGGCUCAAGUUCACUCAGCAUAAAGAUCUAAAGGCCUUGCUUCUUGGCACUGGUGAUGCUGAGCUAGUUGAGGACUCCCCAAAGGACUUCUUUUGGGGGAUAGGUGUUGAUGGCUCUGGACGCAAUGAGCUGGGAAAAGCACUCGAGAGAGUACGCGAUGAGCUUCGGCACGAUAACAAACCAAGUAGGGUGCCCCCGGUCAAGCGCGACACGUCUCGAUUUUCGUUGCAAGACCUAUCGUCGCUGGUUGUGGCGGCAGCGCCCCAACCUCCGAUCCAAGCAUCGCAACGCCGCUCCGUUGUUUCCAUAAGUAUGGGAAUCAACCCGCCCUCAGCAGUACUACCUCAACCUCAAUUCCAAGCGCCUCAGCGUUUCUCCAUUGUUCCCACAGGCAUGGCAGUCAGUCCGCAGUCAGCGUCUCCUCUUGACACUGGCCUUUGCGAGUUUUGCCAGCUGAAACCGAAAUAUCAACACCAUCCUUACUGUGGUAGGACAUGCGCUAAACAAGCAGCGACCAUGUGCAACCAUUGUCGCAGCAAACCAAAGUACGGCAAGCAUCCUUACUGUUCAAGGACUUGCGCGGUGCAAGCCGGAAAGGCAACCUAGGCUUCAAAAAAUCUUCCCGUUUGGAUAAUUCGUACUGUAAGAUUAUACUGGGUCGUUUACGAGUCCAUAUUUGUUAUCUAUUAAUGAUUCUCUGUCUGCGGACACCCAAUUA
Messenger RNA from Suillus subalutaceus, 1483 nucleotides. RefSeq names its product DUF1768-domain-containing protein. NCBI's taxonomy places the organism in Eukaryota, Fungi, Basidiomycota, Agaricomycetes, Boletales, Suillaceae. The transcript is spliced from 9 exons. The coding region runs from base 250 to 1371 and encodes 373 amino acids. The record is from RefSeq and is a predicted model, not a curated record.